CCAGCUGGGACACCAGACAUGGUCCAAAGCCCUGCAGGGCUGGCUGCUGUGACUUCCCGACUCUGCAAGACAAGCCCAGGCAGGGUGAAAAACACCUGUGCCCUACGGCCAUGUGUGCUGGUGGCUGUUCCAGGCCUCAUCCGCCCCAAGGCCUAAGAUGACACCAAACAGCACUGAGGAGGUACCCAGCCUAGUGCCCACAGCGGCCCUGGGGCUCUCGGUGGCCCUGGCGAGCCUCAUCGUUGCAGCCAACUUGCUCCUGGCACUAGGCAUUGCCUGCGAGCGCCGCUUGCGCAGCCCACCUGCGGGCUGCUUCUUCCUGAGCCUGCUGCUGGCCGGGCUGCUUACAGGUCUGGCACUGCCCGCCCUGCCAGGGCUCUGGAACCACAGCCACCGGGGCUACUGGUCCUGCCUGCUCCUCUACCUGGCCCCCAACUUCUCCUUCCUCUCCCUGCUUGCCAACCUGCUGCUGGUACACGGGGAACGCUACGUGGCGGUGCUGCGGCCCCUCCAGCCUCCGGGGGAUAUCCGGCUGGCCCUGCUGGGCACCUGGGCAGGCCCCCUGCUCUUUUCUAGCCUGCCAGCUCUGGGGUGGAACCACUGGACUCCGGAUGCCAACUGCAGCUCCCAGGCUGUCUUCCCAGCCCCCUACCUCUACCUUGAGGUCUACGGGCUUCUGCUGCCAGCCGUGGGGGCCGCUGCCCUGCUUUCGGCCCGUGUGCUGCUCACAGCCCACCGACAGCUGCAGGACAUCCGUCGCCUGGAGAGGGCGGUAUGCCGGGACGCACCCUCAGCUCUGGCCCGGGCCCUCACCUGGAGGCAGGCCCGGGCGCAGGCCGGGGCCACACUGAUCUUCGGGUUGUGCUGGGGACCCUAUGUGGCCACACUGUUCCUGUCGGUGCUGGCCUAUGAGCAUCGCCCGCCCCUCGGGCCUGGCACUCUGCUGUCUCUCCUCUCCCUGGGCAGCGCCAGCGCAGCAGCCGUUCCCGUGGCCAUGGGGCUGGGAGAUCACCGCUACACAGCCCCAUGGAGGGCAGCCGCCCGACGGUGCCUGCAGUGGCUGCGGGGCAGAGGCUCCCAGGGAAGUCCUGGCCCCAGCACUGCCUACCACACCAGCAGCCAAAGCAGUGUUGAUCUGGACUUGAACUAGGAUGAGGCCCCUACUGACCGUGACCCCUGGCGACUGAGCCCACUUGUCUGCAUCAGAGCCUCUGCCUACAGCUUAACCCACCCCACACAGUGCCCUUUCCCUGUCCCUGGAGUGGAGAAGCCAGCAGCCAAGUCACAGAAAGAAACCAAGGGAGAUUCCUACUCCAGACUGAUGGGGGUGAGGUAGACGCUAAGGUCUGGGGCAGAAGGGCGC
Messenger RNA from Ochotona curzoniae (black-lipped pika), 1363 nucleotides. It is a transcript of the gene GPBAR1, whose product is annotated as G protein-coupled bile acid receptor 1. Gene Ontology annotation, biological process: G protein-coupled receptor signaling pathway. Gene Ontology annotation, molecular function: G protein-coupled bile acid receptor activity. Lineage: Eukaryota; Metazoa; Chordata; Mammalia; Lagomorpha; Ochotonidae. The record is from RefSeq and is a predicted model, not a curated record. The coding region runs from base 158 to 1150 and encodes 330 amino acids. Gene Ontology annotation, cellular component: membrane. The transcript has 2 exons.